This is a messenger RNA of Danaus plexippus (monarch butterfly), 1393 nucleotides long. Its product is annotated as peroxisomal membrane protein 2. The transcript has 4 exons. Gene Ontology annotation, cellular component: cytoplasm; membrane. NCBI's taxonomy places the organism in Eukaryota, Metazoa, Arthropoda, Insecta, Lepidoptera, Nymphalidae. Bases 260 to 814 code for a protein of 184 amino acids. The record is from RefSeq and is a predicted model, not a curated record.
ACAUGUAUUACAUUUAUACAUAGUUGAUAGUUGUUCAAAGAGCGAGUUCAUAGUGCAAUGACAAUACAAAUUCAUCCAAAAAAGUUUAAAGAAUCAAGCGAAUUAUAUUUUCGAAAAUAACAAUCUUGUUGAUAAGUGAUAACGUUAUCUAUUUUUUAUCACAAUUCAGUCAAUAUAAUCAUUAUACGUAUUGUAUAAUUGUUAAUGAGCACAGUGUUAUUAUAAUUUAAGGAAAUAAUUAUACGGUUAACAUAACAAAAUGGCACUAUCGAAACCAAUUAUGAAUUUGUUGGCGUCAUAUUUACAGAACUUGUAUAUUCAUCCAAUUAAAACGAAAGCUAUAACCAGCUGUGUUGUUGGUUCAGCUGGUAGCAUUGCAUCUCAGCUGGUAGCUGGACAGUCAUUGAGAUGGGACCCAAUCCUAGCUUUUGGUUUAUAUGGAUUACUCUUUGGUGGGACGAUUCCUCAUUACUUCUAUGAAUUUGUUGAAAGGAUUUUUCCUUAUGAGUCCACAGCAUUUCCUUUGGCGAAGAAACUAAUGUUUGAGAGACUUAUUUUCGCACCAUUCAUGCAAGCAUUUUCCUUAUACACACUCGCUAGAUUUGAGGGUAAAAAUCACAGUGCGGCUUUAAAACAGUUAAAAGCUCUAUACUUGACUGUAUUGGAAGCUAAUUGGAAAUGGUUGACACUGUUCCAAGUCAUUAACAUGGCAUUUAUACCACCUAUGCUCAGAGUUCUUUUUAUGAAUAUAGUCGGUUUUGGUUGGGCCAUGUUCAUCGCCUCAAAGAGAAGACAACAAAGUCAGAAGAAAUAAUUUUAUUUUUAAGUCUAAGGUGAUGGUCAAACAAAUUCGCUAAUCAAGUAUCAACAAUAUUGUUUAUAAAAUUUUUGAUAACCACUUUAACCUUUGUGUUGACACAAUUUAUUAUUGCUCUUUUAUUGUCAAGAAAUCUUCAUAUUUGGGUCACUAUAAUAUGUAGUUUACUUUACAUAUAAAUUUUUGUAUCAUCAAAAACAGUUUUCACAAAUGAAACAUUCCACAUUAUUUAUCUGUGGUGCUUUUAUUUUAAGGUUUAAAAUGAAAUGACAUUGUAAAUAUUUUAAUUAACCUUUAAAAUCUUAUAGGGAAUCUAAUAUUUUUUGAAUGUCAUAAGAUUUAUCAGUUAUAAUAAAAGUUGGGAAUUAUGUUAUGUAAAGAUAGCAAGCUAUUGUUUUCAUUAGUUCAUUGAGUCUGGCCCAUAUCUUCUUUAUUUGUCAGUGUAUCUCAAUAUGUUAAGGAAAUGGGAGCUGUCAAGACAUAUCACAAGUUUUUGUGGAUUACAUACCAUAAGUAAAAAAAAGAUAUAUAUUUUGCACUAUUUUUAUAUUUAUAAUAAAACACUCCUAAUGGGUA